Molecule: messenger RNA, 1098 nt
Organism: Lucilia sericata (common green bottle fly)
Lineage: Eukaryota; Metazoa; Arthropoda; Insecta; Diptera; Calliphoridae
Exons: 1
Coding region: 1-1098 (365 amino acids)
Source: RefSeq, a predicted model, not a curated record
AUGAUAGACAAUGUUAUUAUCGCAGAAAUACCAAACCCAUAUACAGAUCCCACUUUACACGAAAUAGUAAAAACUAAUAUGAUUCAUGGGCUAUGUGGUGCAUUCAAUAACAAUUCUCCAUGUAUAAAGGAAGGUGCAUGUAGCAAGCAUUAUCCUCGAUCACUAUUAAAUGAAACACAGACAGGAGAUGAUGGUUAUCCAAAAUAUCGAAGAAGAUCCACGGAAGAUGGAGGCUUCACUGUCAGGAUUAAAGAAAUGGUGCUUGACAACCGUUGGGUAGUUCCAUAUAAUCCAGUUUUAUUGCGCAUUUUUGGAGCACAAUUUAAUGUUGAGAUUUGCAACUCCAUAAAGUCCAUCAAAUAUAUUUGCAAGUAUGUAAAUAAGGGAGGCGAUCAAGCUGCUUUUGCUUUAGAAAAUGAUAAAGAUGAAAUAAAAAUGUACGAAUCAGGUCGCUAUAUUAGUUCCUCUGAAGCGGUUUGGAGAAUAUUCGCAUUCCCAAUUCAUGAAAGAUAUCCCCCCGUAUAUCAUCUUGCAGUUCACCUAAAAAACGGACAGCGUGUGUAUUUUAACUCCAGCAAUAUAUUACAACAAGUAGAAAAUCCUCCUCAAACGACACUUUUGUCUUUUUUCGAAUUGUGUAAAGUUGAUGAGUUCGCCAAAACGUUGCUUUAUACUGAAAUUCCGUCAUACUACGUUCUAAAAAGCAAUAAAUUCGAAAGAAGAAAACGUGGUAAACGCAUCGAGGGAUGGGAAGAUAUUAGAAAAGACGAUGUAUUGGGACGGGUGUUUACAAUUCAUCCAAACAAUACUGAGUGCUUCUACCUCAGACUACUUUUACAUGUGGUUAAAGGUCCUACAUCAUUUGUAGACUUAAAGACUGUAAAUGGUGUAGAGCAUCCUACUUUCCAUUCUGCCUGUUUGGCUUUAGGAUUGCUAGAGGAUGAUAAACAUUGGGAAAAUGCACUAGAAGAAGCAGGUUUGUGUGAUUACCCUUCAAAACUUCGUGAUCUUUUUGCCAUUAUGUUGGUUAAUUGCCAGUUGUCUAAUGCAGCAAGUCUCUGGGAUAAACACAAAGACAAUUUAUCAGAGAAUUUAUAA